ACGUAGUAGGAAAAAAAGACCUUUCAUGACUCAUUGUCCAGAGUGACGUUAUCGUCACGUUUUUGUAAUGCGCAGAGCGCUUUGUCAGGAGUCAGUGUGGUGGUAGUCUGCAUGCGGGAACGGUUGGGAAUCAGUGUGCUGGUUGUCUGCAUGAAGGAACGUUUGGAAAUCGUGAUUGGACACCCUCCCACCUCCGAGUAAUCCAGGCGCAGACUGCCCACCAACAUGCUGAAGACAGUUUUCAAUUUUCUUUCGCUAACAGUUGCAUUGUCAGUCACUCAGCAGUUGGAGAACGGUGGCAAGAUAUGGGCGUUUCUUGCUGCCGGUUCCAAUGGUUACGACAACUACAGGCAUCAGGCUGAUGUGUCUCAUGCAUUCCAAAUCCUGCGCAAAAAUGGCAUCCCGGAAGAAAACAUUAUAGUUAUGAUGUAUGAUGAUGUUGCCAACAGUUCUGAGAAUCCAUGGAAGGGUGUUCUGAUCAAUGAACCAAAUGGAACGAAUGUGUAUGAAGGUGUUAAAAAGGACUAUACACGAGAUGAUGUUACUCCUGAAAAUUUCCUGAAAGUUCUCACUGGUGAUGCCGAAGGUAUGAAAGGAAUUGGAACAGGUCGUGUUAUACAAAGUGGCCCAAAUGACCACAUUUUUGUUAAUUUUGCAGACCAUGGUUCUGUAGGAUUCCUUGUUUUCCCUAAUGGGGAGCUGUAUGCUCAAGAUCUUGAGAAAGCAUUUUUGAAAUUGGUGGACAAUAAAAAAUUUUCAAAGAUGGUGGUGUAUAUAGAGGCUUGUGAAUCUGGAUCAAUGUUUGAACACUUGUUGCCUGACAACGAGAACAUUUUUGUGGUUACUGCUGCUGACCCUCACGAAUCAUCCUAUGCAUGGUGCAUGUAUGGACCACUGAAUACAUUUCUUGGUGACGUCUUCAGUGUUAAUUGGAUGCAUGAUGUUGAACAGACAAAUCUUCUACAGGCCUCAUUACAUCACAUAUUUGAGGAGGUGCGCUAUGAGACAAAUACGAGCCAUGUUGAAGAGUAUGGCGAUUUGAAUUUAGGAUCUAUGCGUGCAGCUGAUUUUAUGGGUUUCACAGACCAUCAUAAACAGCCAUCACCAUUGCCAACUGAAGGAUGUGAGCAGAUGCUUAGGGUUCCAAGUCGCCACGUGCCAUUAGCAAUCCUUCAAAGCAAGCUGGAGCGUGCACAAAAUCGGGAAGAAAGAAAUAAUAUUAAGUUUCACAUUCAUCGCGUUGUAAAGAUGCGCCGUGGCCUAGACGAAACUGUUCGAAAGGUCUUGAAGGUGGCUGCUGAAGGUGAUGUAACAAGUGUAGUGAGACUGGAAAGAACAAAGCAUUCAUUGACUAGAACAAACAUGCAUUGUUACAAACGUCUAGUUACAAAAUUCUCAGACAUGUGCUUCAAGCUCUCAGAGAAUCCAUAUGCACUUCAGCGUGUUCCUGUAUUCCUCAAUGUUUGUGAAGAACAGCACCCCUCAGAAGAAGCAGUGAUAAAUGCCAUGGAGCAUGUAUGCUCAAGUAAGAUCAAGCUGACAGGUGUUGUGUAAGGAUAGCACAUCUGUAAGGAGAUGGCCCAGGGCAGCACAUAAAUAGUAGUAUAUUAGUGCUGUUAACUAAAUUUACUUACAGAUAUGCAUGUAAUUUUUCUGAUCAGUUUUCUAUGUGUGCUUACAUCAUCCAAUUUUUGUAUCAGAGUUUCUUGGAUUGAAGUGUGAAACAUCUGAAAUAUAUUUUAUUAAUUUGUUACUAGAAAGGUGUGCUUUUUGUAUAAAGUAAUAAAAAUUCAUACUGUUGUUGGAUCAGUUACUCAA
Schistocerca serialis cubense is the source of this 1818-nucleotide messenger RNA. Its product is annotated as legumain-like. Lineage: Eukaryota; Metazoa; Arthropoda; Insecta; Orthoptera; Acrididae. Gene Ontology annotation, biological process: vacuolar protein processing. Gene Ontology annotation, molecular function: cysteine-type endopeptidase activity. The coding region runs from base 226 to 1554 and encodes 442 amino acids. The record is from RefSeq and is a predicted model, not a curated record. The transcript has 12 exons.